AUGUCCAGCAUCACAAAACUGCAAAUCAAACUCCCAUCCGAUCUCACCUCACUCUACACCCCAGACGUGAACCGCCGCCGCGUAAAACCCUUCAACUUCGCCCGCGCCGGCCUCACCGCCCUAGAAGAACUCUACAUCCGGUACCGCCCGGAGCACACAGAAAAAGGCAUCGGCGGACCCGGUCGCGAACUCAUUGUGCAGAUCCUCUGGCGCAUCAUGUGGGAAAGAGAUAUCAAGCGACUCAGGAAAAUCUGCAUUGUGCAUGAUGGCGCGCAGCCGUUCCUUUCGCUUUCCCUGCUGUAUAACAUGUUGCAGAACUUUACGCCGCUCCAAGUGUCGAAAAGGUGGAAGGUGCGAUCGGAUCUUGAGCAUGGAAGGCUGAGGUUUGAGGAGUGGGGUGGUGGGGAGAAGGGGAGGGGGGUUGAUGUUGUGGUUGGGUUUAGCUUUUGGGAAGCGGAGGCUUAUGUGGAGGUUUGUGAGAUGGUUCUUGAGGUAUGUUUGAUUAGUUACUUGCAUCUGAGGGGAUGGGGCGCUGUCGGGAGUAGCUUGCGGUUCUAG
This is a messenger RNA of Alternaria triticimaculans, 558 nucleotides long. RefSeq lists its product as uncharacterized. The record is from RefSeq and is a predicted model, not a curated record. NCBI's taxonomy places the organism in Eukaryota, Fungi, Ascomycota, Dothideomycetes, Pleosporales, Pleosporaceae. The coding region runs from base 1 to 558 and encodes 185 amino acids. The transcript has a single exon.